This is a messenger RNA of Phytophthora nicotianae INRA-310, 1257 nucleotides long. RefSeq lists its product as hypothetical. The transcript has a single exon. Lineage: Eukaryota; Oomycota; Peronosporomycetes; Peronosporales; Peronosporaceae. The record is from RefSeq and is a predicted model, not a curated record. The coding region runs from base 211 to 555 and encodes 114 amino acids.
GGGCGGAAAAACGGGUCACCUUGAUUCAGCAACCGGUGAUAAUGGAUACAACGGAGAGUUCUUAACUGGCAACGGAUGGCUGCGUUAUACCCGCUCUGAUCCCCGAGUAUCAGUUGCAUUUUGGCAUAGAAAUCCAGCUCAAAGUGCAACCGCCGGUGAUGGCUCCAGCACGUGGUCUUCACGUCGAAAGUUUGGAAAAGGCAGAGAUGGAUGGUUUCGCGCUCCAACGACUCGGCAAGGUGUAUUCACUACGGACGAACGGACGACAUUUUUGUCGUAACACUUUCACAUCAGGCGCCAGUAUCCUCGCGUUCCCUAUAUGGUGAAAACGAUAGAAGUGGUGACAUCGUCGAAGUUCGUCUCCAAGUCGUCGCGUGUUCGAGUCAACCAUGGACCAGCUCACCACGCCAGUGCGGCCUCUUGGCUGGCUUCACGCCAGCUGCGCGGCGUUAUGUGGUAGUAGCCGACAGGAGUCGCACCAUGCACCGCACGGUCCAGCCAAUCACUAGCAUCCACCGCAUCCCACCUCGCAUCCAUUGGCUAAAAAACAAUUAGAACAUGUGGACCACAGCAAUAGGCUCUGAACGACUUCAAACUGAGCGUCAAGAUUGCCAUCAACUGUGGAAGCAGCUGAUGUGGAUGCAUGCAUCGCCACCAGACUCGAACGGCUGGGAGCGGCUCGAUCUUACGGGUGUAGCAGAAGUCUGCUCGUAAAUGGAUACUGUAGCAUAAUAUCGACAAGUAAAAGCCUGUACUCAAGCAUGCUUUCGAUCGUAGCAGAAAAAUCCCGGUCCGAAACGUCCACGACGGUUAUCUGGGGUGCUGACGCCCUGCGACAUUGAGGUUCACAGGAAGUGCGCUCCGUUGAUCGAUGUCAGUUGGUUUUGCUGAUUUGGUACGAGCGGAAUGCUCGAUUGAGGUGGGAUGGUUUUCGGUGUGAUCGACGACGAUAGUGCACCCGGCUCAAGUUUCCAUGCUCGAACGUGCAGUAGCUGAGGAAGCUUUCAAUGGACUUUGCUAGUUUUGUAAAACUUUUUAAGGCAGGUACCAAAGAGCUUAUAAAAACUACAUGUAGACACUGGCCAUCAUCACUACGUACCUACUGUAACGCUGCAAGGUGUCUCAACGCUCUUUGCUGAAAAUCGUUGCGAACCGCCGUAGGCGGUCUGUCGUCAGCAACCGUGAACUCAUGAUGGUCUUACUUGAAGUCUGCCUGCAGUAUUUCAAAUGCCUCAGCGUGGUGGUAAACAAACGCUA